UACAAAAUAAAACCAGAGUGGGAAUACCACCGGCAUAUCUUAUACAUUUUUCAAGAACCAUCAUUCCCGUAACUGUACGUGAACUGAAACCACAAAAGAUGCAUCUCGUGUUUGUUUUGCCUUUCGUACUAACAGUAAUAAACGGCUCCUUUGCCAUUGAAUCGAAUUUCUAUAUGGAGGAAAAUUGUGCAAACAUCACGGGAGCUUGCGUUUUGGAGUCGGAGUGUCCUCAUUCGGUGCCUCUCCCGCACAAAAACCAGUGCCCUAUGCAGAAGAAAGAUGGCGCUGUUUGUUGUACCGACUUCCCUGAAAGUGAGCUAAAUUGUUAUCAGAGUCAAGAAGUCUGUCGCGAUCGGUGUCCCAAGUUUUUAGAUCGUGGUCGUAAAGGAUGUCCCGAGGGGGAAACUUGUUGUAUCUUAAUAUUUUAAUUUGUACACUUAUUUUUUCUUAGUAAAUAAUUAGCUUUUGGA
This is a messenger RNA of Zophobas morio, 470 nucleotides long. RefSeq lists its product as uncharacterized. The record is from RefSeq and is a predicted model, not a curated record. The transcript is spliced from 3 exons. Bases 99 to 428 code for a protein of 109 amino acids. Lineage: Eukaryota; Metazoa; Arthropoda; Insecta; Coleoptera; Tenebrionidae.